CAAGACUCUUCACUCGAUCUGCUGUAACGCUGUGCUUGCCAUUAUUUCAACAAUCGGCUACUUAACGUGAGUUCAACAUGUCCCAGCUUUAUUCUAACCCAGCAGCUGUCCCACCUGGUUUGGAGUACCUUACACAGAUUGACCAGAUAUUAGUCCAUCAAAAGAUUGAGCUCCUUGAAGCCAUUAUUGGCUUUGAAACUAAUAACCAGUAUGAGAUUAAGAACAGCAUGGGUCAAAAGAUCUUCCAUGCUAAAGAAAACACUGACUGCUGCACACGAAAUAUCUGUGGCCCUCUGAGGAGUUUUGAGCUGCAGAUAAAAGAUAAUUUUGAUCAGGAAGUGAUUCACUUAAUCAGGCCUUACCGCUGCACAUCCUGCUGUUUCCCCUGCUGCCUUCAAGAGAUGGAGAUACAGGCUCCACCAGGGAAUACAAUAGGUUACAUCAAGCAAGACUGGCACAUGUUUAAGCCCAGGUUCUCUAUCUAUGACAUGUCCAAAACAAAGGUGCUGUCCAUCGAAGGGCCUUUGUGUGCCAUCAGCUGCUGUGGGGAUGUGGAUUUUGACAUUACCGGUAAGGAUGGGCAUUCUGUAGGUCGCAUCAGUAAACAGUGGACUGGCUUCAUCAAAGAGACACUGACUGAUACAGAUAAUUUUGGCAUUAACUUUCCCAUGGACUUGGAUGUGAGGAUGAAAGCAGUUCUGCUGGGAGCAUGUUUCCUUAUAGACUUCAUGUUCUUUGAGCGGACCGGUGACUCCGGACAGCGUUGCAGUGUGUUUGGCUAGUAGGGAGUGGGAGAAAGAUUGCGGUUCUUGGUUAAAUUUUUUUUCUGGGAUAUUCAUAUGUAGUAUCACUACAUUUACCACUUGUAUGUACUUUCUGUUUCAUUCUAACAUCAGUAAAAUCACUAUAAAAGCAUUUUACAAAAUAGCUGUAACCCAGUCUGGCUAAUAGAUAAACAAUAUUUUAGUGUUGAUUUUCUCUUUUGUAAGAAUAUUAAAUAAUGCAUUUCCUACUGAAAUCUCCUUGCUCUCUAGAAGAAAAUUUUUUUCCGUGACCACACCUCUGAAACAUGUCAUGCAUCAGCAAUUUUACGACAACAAAGUUCAGAGUAAUUACACUCUCCAUCUAUUUUUUAUUUAUUUUUUAUUACUGAACA
Onychostoma macrolepis is the source of this 1156-nucleotide messenger RNA. RefSeq names its product phospholipid scramblase 3a (gene plscr3a). Gene Ontology annotation, molecular function: phospholipid scramblase activity. Lineage: Eukaryota; Metazoa; Chordata; Actinopteri; Cypriniformes; Cyprinidae. Gene Ontology annotation, biological process: plasma membrane phospholipid scrambling. The record is from RefSeq and is a predicted model, not a curated record. The transcript is spliced from 7 exons. Gene Ontology annotation, cellular component: plasma membrane. Bases 78 to 782 code for a protein of 234 amino acids.